UUAUCAAUGGAGCACUAUUUACAACAUCCGGGUAAUUGAAAUGUUGUUUAGGAUACAAACAUGGCCGCCGAAGAUGAUUCCGAUGUUCCAGAAACAGGGGGCGUGUUUACCUUUGGAAAGAGCAAGUUUGCAGACAAUUUACCAAGCAAAUUUUGGGUAAAAAAUGAUAAAGUAUUACACGUUGCUUGUGGUGACGAGCAUACAGCUAUAGUUAAUGAAACAGGAAGAGUUUUUACCUUUGGUGCUAAUGACUGGGGACAGUUAGGGCUAGAUCAUACAAAGCCUGCAUACAAACCAACUUGUGUUAAAAAAUUGAAACAAGAAAAAAGUUAUUUAGUGGCAUGUGGUAGAGUCCAUACAAUAGUAGCUACAGAAUCUGGUAAACUUUAUUCCUUUGGUGCUAAUUCAGAAGGCCAGCUUGGUAUAGAAGAUUGUUCUAGUAGUAAUGAACCUAGAGAAAUAACAGGAAUAUCUACACAUAAAUAUAAACAGUUGUCAGCAGGGGCAGAUCACUCUGCAGCAUUGACAGAGGAUGGUGAAGUGUAUGUUUGGGGAGGUGGAAGUGAAGGACAACUUGGUCUUGGGGAUGAAACAGAAUGUCCACAGCCACAACUGUUAGAUAUAGAAGGCAAAGUCACAUGUCUAUCGUGUGGUUAUUACCAUACAGCUGUAGUGACAGAAUCCGGUGAAUUGUACACAUUUGGUGAGAGUGAUGGAGGCAAGUUAGGACUAGGGGAUGGAGAUAUCAAAGCAUUUGUACCUACAAAAGUGGAACUUCCAGAGAAAGCCAAACAAGUAUCUUGUGGGAAUACUCAUACAGUUGUUUUAUUAGAAUCUGGUAAAGCUUAUUCCUUUGGUGAUGGUAACAAUGGUCAGUUGGGACAUGGAACAAGAACUCUGGAAACACCAUCACCAAAACAAAUAUUUUGUAAACAGAAAAUCAAACAAGUCUCAUGUGGAGACAGUCAUACAGCACUUAUAUCAGAAAAAGACCAGUUGUUCACCUUUGGAGAUGGAAGACAUGGUAAACUAGGUCAAGGUCAAGAAAGCUACUGCAAUAUCUAUGUUCCUACGCUAAUUGAAAGAUUUAAAAACUUUCAUGUUACUCAGGUAUCGUGUGGAGGUUGCCAUAUGUUGGCAGUAGGCCAUAAGAGGUUACAAACAGAGGUUGAGGAAAGUUCUGAAGAGGAGACUGAGGAAUCUCCAGAAAUUGUCAACAAGAAUCUACUAAACGCAUCUCUGAAAGCUGAUGGGUCGUUAGAUCUCAAUAAUAGCUUUACAGCAAGAGAAAAACGUAGACAAAACACAUUAAGUAAAAGUCCAUCUAUAAUCAAGAGGCAGUUGCCAGAAUUGAAUAACAACAAGCCACCACCAUUAAGUGCCACAUUGCCACCCAAUGAAACUCCUCUUGCUAAGGAAAGAAUACAUGGUGUACAGAGUGAAAACAAAAUACUACACAACACAGUCGACCAGCGAGAUAAAUCUAAACAUAAAAAAGAUGAGGACAGUGAGGAAGAAUCCGAGGAGGACGAGGAGGAGGAAGAUUCCCAUGUAAAUAAACAUAUAGAGGAAGUCAAAACAAACAGGGUUCAGUCAGUACCACGCCCAAUGCCCCGCCCCUCUACACAGAAACCAUUAGAAGAUGUACAGAAAAAAGAAGACAAGAAGGAAAAAGAAGAUGAAUCAGAUGAAGAGUCAUCAGAAGAAGAAGAUAAACCAACUCCCACAAAACAGUCUGAAUCAAAAUUAUCCAAACCAACUGAAUCAGAGGAAGAGGAAGAAGACUCAGAGGAGGAGACAAAGUCUAAACCUACACCAACGAAAAGAUCUUUACCAAAGAUGGGAGAAGAUAAAUCUGCAGACUCAGAAGAGGAAGAAGUUAAAGCAUCAACAUCAUCAACAUUAAGGACCUUGCCAACAGUACCUGUUCCUCAGCCCAGAAAAGGUAAACAAGAAAAAGAUGAGGAGGAUGAAUCAGAUGAAGAGAAAGACGAAAAACAUAAGAAAGAUAAAAAGAAAGGAAAGAAAUCCAAAACUAAGAUUUUUGGUACAACAACUGGUUUGUCAGAUGAGGAUGAAGGAGAUGAUGAGGAUGAAGAAGAUGAUGUUGAAGAAACAAAGAAAAAAGAGAUGUCAGAGGAAGAAGAUGACGGAAAGAAGAAGAAAGACAAAAAGAAAGGAAAAGAUAAAGAAGACAAGAAGGGAAAAAAAGAUAAAAAGAAAGAUAAAAAAGAUAAGGAUAAGAAGAAGAAAAAAGGGAAGAAAAAUGAUGAAGAUGAAGAAGAGGAUGAAGACAAAGAAGAAGAUGAAGGAGUAAAAUCAGAAAAAGAAGAAAAGGGUAAAGACAAAAAAGACAAGAGCAAGAAGAAAGAUAAAAAAGAUAAAAAGAAAGACAAGAAAAAAGAUAAGGAUGAAGAUGAAGAUGAAAAAGAUGAUGAGGAAGAAGAUGAUGAGAAAAAAGACAAGAAAAAAGAUAAGAAGAAGGAAAAGGACAAAAAAGAUAAAAAGAAGGAUAAAGACAAGAAAGGUGACAAAGAUGAUGAAAAGGAAGCUGGAGAGGAAGGAGAAAAAGAUGGAGAAAAGAAAGAAGACAAAAAAGAGGACCCAAAGCCUUCAAAUCAGAAAAAGUCAUUUUCAUGUACGAUAUUGUGAUACAAGGAGAGAAUGUGUUGUAAAUGAACAACUGUUGCCGCUCUCCAAAGACUAGAGGAUGAUAACCCAGGAGAACAGACUAGAAAUCCUUUAUAAAACUAUGGCAGCCUAUUUAUCUGUGAUUAAUUGUUUGUUGUUAGUGCUUGUUGUUUCCGUCCAUAUUUUAGUACUAAGUAUAUUGUUAAAUAUUUAUAAUCUGUCACCAUGGUUAAUUUUUAUCCCAUGUGAUAUUUAUGUUUUGUACUUGUAAGGUCAAUGAAGUGCAAAGUUUAGUGUCAAAUGUAACAAAAAGUAAUUUCAGUAUUUUGUAAUCAUGCUUUAAAAGUAGAUGGGUCUAUUUCGUUAUUUGCAACCAAUUUGAAGAAUUAUGUUUUCUAAGACCAUGUGUUGAUUGAAAUAUAAAAUUGAUAUCAGUAAGGAUAGUGAAGGUUAUGUAAUAGAUAUUUUUUUCUAUGAUUUUAAUGAUAAAUUCAAAAUUAUAAAUUUUAUGCACUAUUUAAAAAAAUAUGACUCUCACAGGUUGGCCAUUUUUUCCCCUCAAAUGAGUGAUAUAGUUUUUUUUACUAAAAUAUGCCUUUUUGCAGUAAACUUGGUACAGUUUAAUACUUUUAUUAUAGGAAUGUGAUAAUUUUGCACGCAAUUUGAUUUAAAGAUUUAUUAUAAUAUAUUAUAUUAUUUUAUCUCAUGAUUUUUUAACGUAUAUAGGAAACUUUUGCAGUAUUCAAAAUACAUGUAGAAUUUAGUUAUUAAGGAUGAUGUGUAAAAUUUUGUCAUUCUAUGAUGAUCAACAUAUUUUCAAUAUGUAGCAAGAAAAUUAGGGCAGCGACAUCAUUUUUUCAAAUUAGAUGCCAGAGCAUAUAGUAUUGCACAUGUCUGCCAAUAUCAUUCUAAAUCAAAUUGUUGUCUAGAUUUCCUUUUGUGCAAAUUUUUUUUCGUUAAACCUAAGAUAAGAAACUGAUUUUAUAAGUGUAUAAUUAUGAGUUAUAUGAUAGAUGACUUUCUUUUGACAAAAUUAUGGAAUUCUUUUGUCAAAUGAUGCCAUUAAUUUGUGCAUUCAAAUCUAGUUGAUUUUCUGAGAAGACUUGAAAGAGUUAUGUUUUCUGUUUUUGUUCACAAACUUAUGUUUCCACCAUAUAUUUGUUUCGAUUUUUUUUUAGAAUAUAUGAAUUUUGUUCAUCUUGUGGUGCAAAAAGAAGCCCAGUGACAUUUUUUUAUCAAAAUUUAAGAAACAACAUGAUAUAAAUUUUCAAAAUUAGAAGCAAAAUUCUGUUGUUUUUGUUUACAGUCUCAUACUGACUUAAACUUAUUUUAAUCUUGUUAUUCACAAAUUCUGUUAAAACAUCAAAUAAUUUGACAAUAGAAGAUACAAGGUCUAUAAAAAAAUAAUGACAAAAUUAUAUAGCUCUGUACAUGAUACUGAUAGUGCAUUUAGUCAUUAUAGUGUAAGAUAUUCAUUUUCAGGUAUUAAGACAUACAGGGUGCAAAAUUAUGUGUGCUUUAUCAUCAAUGUCAACAUCAAAUUAAUUAAUAGGAAAUUCACAAUUUUGCUGUUGAUUAUCAAAUUUAAUCAAACAACAACAUUAAUUUAAGUACAUUUACAUUUUUUUAAAGGUUAUAAUAAUAGCUUUUUUUUAUGUUACUAUAAUGAAGAGUGGUCUUUUUUCAUUAGAAAUUUAAAAGCAGGCUAUAUCAGUUUUGUUGAACAUUAAAAAGCAUGUUUGAUCAUCAUGUAAACUAAUAUCUACUACUUCAACAUUAGUUAGAUGUUUUAUGUAUCAACAAGACAAAAUUUAAAUUACUAAAAUUUAUAUUAUUAUUCCUAGCAGUAAUUUUUUCAUUACAACUUUGCAAUUAUUUCAUUUGAAUGUUUGCAUAUUUGCCAGUCAGAUAUUUCCAAUAUGUUUAUAGGUAUUAUUUAAUCUUAACUGGUACAUGUUUGAAGUAUACAUUGCAUUUACAUAUAAGUUCUUCAGGAAAAAGACAGUGAGUUUUAUUAUUUUUAUUUGAACAUUUGUUAGUGAUACUUGUUAUUAAUUUUGUUUUAAUAACUUGAGAAAUAGAUAAUGGGUUUAUAACAGUUUAUUGAAGACCCUGCAUUGAAUGAAUUGGUGAAUUAUUCAAUUCCCUUCUUUUAUUAGAAUUCACAGUUGUCCAGAUGAAUUAGGUUGGAUUUAGAAUUUGUAAUUUGUUUUUACAUCAGAUGUGUAUAGGUUUAACUGAAAGGACAUUUCCUUAUUAAAUUGCUCUUAACCAGUAGCAAAAUAAGAAUUUAUGUCCCUGGUUUGAUUUUUUUUUGGUCUGUGAGUCCUUCAUUCCAUUAGUCCGUCCCUGGUUUGAUGUUUUUUGGUCUGUGAGUCUGUCAUUUCAUUAGUAUGUCCUUAUUUUGAUGUUUUUUGGUCUGUAAGUCUAUCAUUCCAUUAUUCUGUCCCUUCAUCUGUCCUGUAUCAGGUUAAAGUUUUGGUUUAACAUUGUUAAGGAUAAAUUUAUUGUCACAUUUACUUCAAACUUAACACAUGCAUGUACAGAGGUUCAUUUUGAUGUGAAAUUUUUCAUAUAUAUGACAGCUUAUAUAUAUAUAUAUAUCAUUAUCUCUGUUCAUGUGGAUAUAUUACCCCCAAAAAAUGAGCUUUUAUUAAAUAAAGAUGGCAUGACUUGGAUAGCCUCUUAAUAAACUUUCUCACAGCUACUGAGGGCUUUUUAGGUGACCUGUCAAUAGCUGAAAGACUUUGUUGACCUCUUAAUUCUAUUUCAUUAACAUAUCCCCGCAUCUCUUAUUAUUCACAUUUAAUCUUAAACAUCAAGUAUUCAGCAAUUCAUCAUUAUUCAUGGAGUACCAAUUUUCGUGUAUUUUGAUGGUAUAGCUGAAGAACAAAUUUAAGUCUACAAAUUUUCUAUGGGCUUGUAUGCAGACUUUGGCACAACCAAAAUUGAUACCCAAGAAAUUAAGUAAAUCCACAGUAUGCAUUUUGACGUAUAUUUAACAACUUGUUCUUUUGUAGAGUUAUUCAGAUUAUUUAUUGACAUUUUAAAACCGAUAAUAUUUAUAACUCAUGUAAAGUUAGAUUUUACUAUAUAAGUUAGAAUGGAGGAAAAGGACCAGUAGUACAUGUAGGUAUGAAUGAAAUGUAAAUAAUUGUACAAAUGUAUAAUAUGUAGAUUAUGUACAGUAAACAAAAAAGCUACCUUUUAUAAUAAAUGAUAAGCAAACUUAUAA
Messenger RNA from Mytilus californianus (California mussel), 5866 nucleotides. Its product is annotated as X-linked retinitis pigmentosa GTPase regulator-like. Gene Ontology annotation, molecular function: ubiquitin protein ligase activity. The record is from RefSeq and is a predicted model, not a curated record. Bases 61 to 2652 code for a protein of 863 amino acids. The transcript is spliced from 22 exons. NCBI's taxonomy places the organism in Eukaryota, Metazoa, Mollusca, Bivalvia, Mytilida, Mytilidae. Gene Ontology annotation, biological process: protein ubiquitination; ubiquitin-dependent protein catabolic process.